CACAAACAAUUAUAAUGCUUUAUUUUAUCUUGUAUCCAUAUGAGAAUAUUUCACAAAAAUGAAUACUUUUGGAAUCGUAACAGCUUUAGUGGUGGCUUACAUUACUACGGUCCAAGCAACAUGUUGUAAUGGAUUUCCACCAUCUUGCUGUGGACUAGGGCCACCUUGUUACCCAACACCACCACCUGCAUGUCUUCCAGCCCUUGCAUGUCUUCCCACCCCUGCAUGUCUUCCAGCCCCACCAUGUUGUCCACCGCCACCAUGUUGUCCACCUCCACCAUGUUGUCCAGCCCCACCAUGUUGUCUAGCCCCACCAUGCUGUCCAGCCCCACCUAGUUGUCCAGCCCCACCAUGUUGUCCAGCCGCACCAUGUUGUGUAGCCCCACCAUGUUCACCAGCGUGCAUACCAGCUCCACCUAUUAGUCCUGCGACACUAGCCUCUUUAUUAGCUUCCCUUAAAUCAUCGGCACCUUUCUCGCUUCUUGCCCCACUCGCUUGCGGCGCACCUCCCUGUAGACCAGCCUGUGGGCCCACCCCAACCUUUGCUGCUACUCUGUCGGUUCCCGCACCGGCACCACAGGUCAUCGCUCCAGGACCAGCGUGUGGACCACUUUUGGUCCAAUUACCGUCAGUAGCCGGACAGUGCGCACCAAUCGUCGUUCCCGCUGGGCCAGCACCUAAUCUGCUAGUCAAGCUGAACCAAUGUCCAGCACCCGCCCCAAUCAUACUUCCAGGUUGUGCACCCGGACCUAUCAUCAUCAACGAUGGAAACGUAGUUAAGGAACAGUCUAUCACGUGCGCACCAGCUCCACAGUCGAACAAAAUAUUCUUCGCAUUGCCAGCCCCAUUACCGACUGCACCGAUCGUUUUGCCACCAGCACCAUUACCAAAAGUAUUCUUCAACCCCGGUCUGUACGUUCAAAAACCUGAUAUCGUUUAUCAGUCACCAGUUGGUUUACCACAACUGUAUAUGAUUCCGCCACCAUGCGGAUGUCCAACACCGUGCUACCCACCACCCGGUCCAUGCAACCUGCCACCAGUCCUCGCCAAGGUCCCGGCUUGCUGUUGUUAAUUGGUCAAUAGCAUAACUACACAAUCAAUAUUAUCAACAUUUACACAUUAGAAAAAGUUUUUUUCCCGUUUCCGGCACCAUCCUUUUCACUACUCGGUCAGACCAAUCCAACUACCAUAAGAUGGUUUAGUCCCGCGUAGUUACAAAUCCUUUUUUUUUUUAUAAUUUUUUUUAACCACAUUCUCUUCUUUACCUACCAUAAUAUUAUUAUAAUUAUGCACAAUUCUUUUAUAAUAGGUACUAUACAAUUAAUUGCCGUAUUAUCUUAUUAAUACACUAUUUUAAUUGGA
This is a messenger RNA of Acyrthosiphon pisum (pea aphid), 1362 nucleotides long. Its product is annotated as lysine-rich arabinogalactan protein 19-like. The transcript has 2 exons. Bases 59 to 1072 code for a protein of 337 amino acids. NCBI's taxonomy places the organism in Eukaryota, Metazoa, Arthropoda, Insecta, Hemiptera, Aphididae. The record is from RefSeq and is a predicted model, not a curated record.